Molecule: messenger RNA, 1240 nt
Organism: Aphanomyces invadans
Lineage: Eukaryota; Oomycota; Saprolegniomycetes; Saprolegniales; Verrucalvaceae
Exons: 1
Source: RefSeq, a predicted model, not a curated record
AUGCUCGCACGCUGGGAAGGCAGCAAAUCGAGCAGCUUGAGCAAACUGCAGCAAGAGCAAGCGGCUUUGCGGCAAACGAUGGAACAAGAAUUUCAGCAACGCCUGCGAGAAAUGGAGCAAAACUUGGCUCUGGAAGGACAACAAUGGGUGAGACAAAGUAAACCGAAUUCUGCUCCUGUUACCAGCCGUCCGCAAGGAGGACACAACAAUGGAGGUGCGCCGCCGGACGAACCGCCUGUGGCACGAUCACCUGGUGAACAAACUCCGAGUGAGAAUGGCGCUGCUAGAGGAACCUUUCUGAAAGGGUCCCAGGCGUUCAACCCGCAAGCCAGUUUGAUGGCGCAUCAGAACCACAACACGCUGCUCAGUGGUUUCGCUGCCCCAGAGGCACCUACUUUCACGGGUUACUCGAUGGCGGCCCGGAAAGUGUUCGCGUACCAAUUCGCAGAGUAUGCUCGCGCUGUUGCCGUCGUGAGUGCGAGUACCAACACGACCAUUCAAUGCCGACCUAUUGGAACUUGCAUUGAAGCGAAAUCAAAGCUGUGGAUCGCGAAAUACCACAUGCAGAAACCAUUGGACCAAAUCACUGACCAUGAGUGGCUGUCGUACUUUCAACACGCGAUGGACCAUCAGGACGACCGAUAUGCCGAGCUAGAAGCAAAAAUCAGGAAGACGGUCGUCAUGAACGACAAGGACAUGGACGCCGACCGUCGACAUGAUAAAUGGAUGCACGACUACUGGGAGUGCCUAGAGAAAAUGAACAUGACCGACUUCGACACGCAGCACCCCAAGGACGCCGUCAAAGCGCUCGUGGAGGGAAUACGACCUAGCGGUCUGCGCGAGUUAGUCCAGCAGGCACUGGCGCAUGACAUGAGGUACCUCCGGAACGACGUGCUGGCCUUUUUCAACUUUGUCCGCGUGGAGCUCCGCAACGCGCUGAAAUUUAUGAGGAAUACGGUUGCCGCGGACAACGCAGGAAGGGACCAGUUGAAGCCUGUCGUCAAGGCGGAUGCCACAGCGUCCGCGAAAUUCACGCCAAAGUAUCCCCCAAAGUCGAAAGUUCUGAAGUCUGACAAAGCCCCUGCUGCUCAACAUAAGGUGGGGCCUACAAAGAAAAAACCAGUCUGCUGGCAUUGCAGUCAAGGUCAUCGUGUGGAGGACUGUCCUACCGCCUCAGCUGCGGAAAAAACAGCCAUAGUGGCCCGGAAAAAAGCCGAAUGGGCCGCAAAGCUGGCUGACG